AUGCUGCGGCGGGCGUUUUUGUUCCGCAAAGUAACACGCUCAUGGACAACUGGCUCCAUCGCCUCGGCCUCGGCCCACUUCCCUGACGCCGUGAGGGUCGAUCCUGCUGCACAGCGCAGUGCAACAUGCUCCGCGAAGGAACAGCGUCAAUGGAGCCUCGAUGACGCUUCCAGUGGCAGCGGCCGCAAGGUGCCGAAACACAUUGAAUGGGUCACGCGUAAGGUGAAACUGUGGUGCCAAUUGAUACGUGCUGAUAAGCCCGUCGGAACAUUCCUUUUAUUACUACCGUGCUAUUGGGGUUCCAGUCUUGCCGUCACACGGGCGAUUGUGUGGGAAGGGGCCGAUCCAGUGGCUCUAUGCGCCCCCUUUGUGCCGGUGCAUCUUGCCGUGUUUUUCGCGGCAGGAGCAUUUUUGAUGCGAAGUGCUGGUUGUAUUGUCAACGAUAUGUGGGACAGGAAAUUUGACCGCAUGGUGGAGCGCACCAAAACACGCCCCUUGGCCUCUGGAACGAUGGGCAUGACCGAGGUUUCUGCUGUUCUCGUCACAACUCUUGGAUUGGCUCUUGUAAUUGCAAUGAAUUUGUCUCCGACUGCCCUUUUGGCUGCUUUAUCUAUUACCCCGUUGGUGCUUAUUUAUCCAUUUAUGAAGCGCAUCACAUACAUGCCUCAGCUAUUUCUUGGGUUAUGCUUCAAUUGGGGUAUAUUUGUGGGGUAUGCUGCGGUGUUAAAUCGUGUGGAUCUUGCUGUGACCUUGCCCAUUUAUUUUGCCUCUGUUGUGUGGACCAUUUUGUACGACACGAUCUAUGCUUAUCAGGACAUAAAUGACGAUAAGAAGUGUGGGGUGAAGAGCUCUGCUAUCCUUAUUGGGGAUCGCAAGCAUAUUCUCAUGGCCAUGGUUUUUCCUGUGGGUCUUGGAAUACUUGUCUCUGGUUUGAUGGUCUCACAGUCGCUUCCGUUUUACAUUGCUGUCCUCCUCUGCGUUUGGCACCUUCAGGGCAUCGUGGACGACGUCAAUAUCUACGACGCCUGGUCGUGUGCAACGGGAUUCCGUAGAAAUGUGCGAUUUGCCUUGUACGUGUUUCUAUCCAUGUGUCUGGGGAACGUUUUCUGGGCUCUCGCCUCGGAGCAUCAGCCGGCAAAGGAUGCGGAUAACAGUGCCGUUUCCGAGAACUCCGUCCUCAUGAGGUUUCUUCUUCUUAACCAAAAUGUGGCGACUCCGACGUACACCAUGCAAGAUGUCCGUUGGGUGGAUCGAUUUGCACAUCCAGCGUACGUUGCGUCCCAAGAAGCGCGGCAAGAUUCCACGCAGGACCCUUUGGUGAUACCGGCGUGGAUGCGGCGUGAGUACCUUGGCGAAAACGUGGGCUCUGUAAUGCGCCUGCUCGGUGUUGAGGAGGAGGUGAUUGCGUCCUGGCAAGCAUGGUGGUAUGCCCAGCUGGACCACUAUAAUAUGUUUUCCAAGGUUGCGAUAUGA
Messenger RNA from Trypanosoma conorhini, 1473 nucleotides. RefSeq names its product putative prenyltransferase. Gene Ontology annotation, molecular function: prenyltransferase activity. NCBI's taxonomy places the organism in Eukaryota, Euglenozoa, Kinetoplastea, Trypanosomatida, Trypanosomatidae. The record is from RefSeq and is a predicted model, not a curated record. Gene Ontology annotation, biological process: ubiquinone biosynthetic process. The transcript has a single exon. Gene Ontology annotation, cellular component: mitochondrial inner membrane. The coding region runs from base 1 to 1473 and encodes 490 amino acids.